Megalops cyprinoides (Indo-Pacific tarpon) is the source of this 3853-nucleotide messenger RNA. RefSeq names its product kinesin family member 9 (gene kif9). Lineage: Eukaryota; Metazoa; Chordata; Actinopteri; Elopiformes; Megalopidae. The coding region runs from base 559 to 2964 and encodes 801 amino acids. Gene Ontology annotation, biological process: mitotic spindle organization; microtubule-based movement. Gene Ontology annotation, molecular function: ATP binding; microtubule binding; microtubule motor activity. The transcript has 21 exons. The record is from RefSeq and is a predicted model, not a curated record.
CUCUUGUAAACAGAUCAAACAUAUCAAAGUAAGGCUGAGUCACACUGACCACCGUAGUAGCCUCGUCACUCACGACUGUCUAAAAAUACGGUCCUACUUGAACAUUCUCUAGUAGUGAGAAUUGGCGAACAGUACAGAUUCGUAACAUCUAACUACAUCUAACAUCUAAGCUAACCUAGGCAGCAUUGCUCUUGUCUGAACGUUAGACGACCUCGCUAGCUAACAUCGCCAUAGCACAUACAGUACACCAUUAAAACAACAUAACUAGUUCGUAAACCGGUCUCAAAUAUAAUUUUUUUCUAAUUUAAACGUUUUCGAUCAGCUCACUAGUUGAUUCCGUCCUCUAUUUUCAUAACCAAUGCUACAUGAAGUUAUGUGUUCCACAUCCGCAUACAGUUUCCAUGGGAACUCUAGCUCGAUAGCUAUAAACAAUCUGAACGAGACCUGUGGCUAUACCGCUAUAGUAAGAAACGCUAAAGAACUUUACAAAAAUUGACAUAGCUAAGCUUGCUAAGUGUCUAUUUUCCACGUUUUGAAGAUUGGAAAACUGAGAGGGCCAUGAGCGCCCACAGCAGUGAAGUGAAGGUGUUUGUUCGUACUCGUCCCACUGAUAACUUUGCCCAGCACCUCAUUGAAUACCAACCAGAUGGGCAGACUGUGAUUGUCCAUCAGAAGAAAGACUCCAGGAGGGGUGUUGUGAAUAACCAGCUGAGCUCCUGGUCAUUCCAGCUGGACAGAGUCCUGCACGAUGUGUCCCAGGAGGAGGUGUAUAACGGCGUGGCUCGGAAUGUGGUUCUGGGGGCACUGGAUGGUUACAAUGGGACGGUGAUGUGUUUUGGGCAAACUGGGGCUGGAAAGACCUACACUAUGACCGGAGCCACAGAGAGCUACAAGGAGAGAGGGAUCAUCCCCCGUGCCCUCCAGGAGGUGUUUCGGGAGGUGGAGCAGCGCUCUGACCACAUCAUCACAGUGCGCCUGUCCUUCCUGGAGAUCUACAAUGAGACACUGUUGGACCUGCUGUGCUCACAGCAGGAGGCCCUGGCAGGGGGGCCCGGGGCCGUGACCAUCGUGGAUGAAGGCACCAGUGGCGUGACUGUGAGGGGUUUGUCGGUGCAUGUGGUCCACAGCGAGGAGGAGGCCUUCAACCUGCUCUUUGAGGGGGAGAUGAACCGAAUCAUUGGAGCUCAUGUCAUGAAUAGAAAUUCUUCUAGAUCUCAUUGCAUCUUCACAGUCCAUAUUGAGUCGCAUUCAAGGAGUCUGUCGAACCCCAAGUAUGUCUCCUCCAAACUGAACCUGGUGGAUCUGGCUGGAUCAGAAAGAUUAGGCAAAACUGGAUCAGAGGGCCAGAUGCUCAAAGAGACCAUGUACAUCAACAAGUCCUUGUCCUUCCUGGAGCAGGCCAUCCGGGCCUUGGCUGACCGGCGCCGGGAUCAUGUGCCCUUCAGACAGAGCAAGCUGACCCACGCCCUCAAGGACUCACUGGGUGGAAACUGCAACACAGUGCUGGUGGCUAAUAUUUAUGGAGAGGCUGAUCAGAUUGAGGAGACGCUGUCAACUCUUCGCUUCGCCAGCAGGAUGAAGAACGUUCGCACAAAGCCAGCUGUCAAUGAGCACAUUGACCCUGUGGUCCAGGUGAAGAAGCUGCAGAAGGAGAUACAGUUGCUGAAGCAGGAGCUGUCCAUUAAAGACACAUUGGCCAACCAGAUGGGGACAUCCUACAAUACACUAAGUGAGACCCAAGUAGCAGAUAUCCAGAGCCAGGUUCAUGGAUACCUGGAUGGAACCACAGAUGAGAUCAAAAUAGUAAGCAUCAGGCAGGUGCAGGAGGUGUUUGCCCAGUUCAGGCUCGCUCUACAGCAGCAGGAACAGAAAGUAAAAGCCAAGUUGAGUCAGCAGUACAACCUGGUGGAAAAAACACUGUGCACAGAGUCCCCUGUUAAUGCAAAGCUGCAGGGACCCAGGAGUUCUGUAGGGGAAGUGGAGCAUAGUUUUGCAGUUGGUUUGGCACCUGCUUCAGAGAGGAACAAUAGACCCCCUUCCCCCCAGAGGACCAAACCCAAAAAAGGCAAAGAAUUCCACAGCCAAGGGAGAAUGGAGGGGGUGAGGAGCCCAGCCCAGGCGAAGGAGAUGGAGGUUGUGUCCACAUCCAGGAUGAACCUCCUGGUGUCCCAGAAAGACAUGGAGGGCCAGGAACCUGAGCUGCAUAGCCAGGCCUCACCAGGGCCACCACCUGGGCACAGAGCACUCUCCAGGACAGACUCCCCUCCUCCCAAAGCGGAGGCCUUUGAGGUGUUCAAGGCAGAGCGCGGGAGUGAGAUCAACAGCAUCCUGACGCAGAACAAGGCGGUGCUUCUGGGGUGUCGCAGGCGCCUGAGGGAGCUGACAGACGGGCUGAAUGCGGGCAAGCAGGAGAUCGACCGGGCUGGUGCCACACUGCAGCAGUGGAGGGAGCAAAACCAGCCCCAGGGCCAGUUUGUGAGUGUGGAAGGGGCACCGGUGAUGGAGGAGGCAGAGCUGUCCCUGCUGCUGAAGCUGCGGGAGCUCAAGGGGCAGUACCGUCAGCAGUACAAGGAGCUGUGCAGCACCAGGGCUGAGGUCAAGUACUGUGAGCACCUAGUGGACCUGUGCAGGACUCGUCUGCUCAGCGAGUUUGAGACCUGGUACAACGAGUCUUUCCUGAUUCCUGAGGAGGUACAGGCUAUCCUGAGAGCGGGGGGUGCCAUCCGGCCGGGACUCAUCCCUAUGGAGAAGGCCUUGUCCCUGGAGGAUGAUCAGCAACAGUGCUUUGAUAGCCUCCAUCAUGAGCUGCUGGCCAACAGCCCUGGCGCCAUCUGUUACUACAAUGCACAGAACAGGACCCUUCAACGGAGGAACUUCAGCAGGGGAAUGUCCCAGAUGCUGCUACAGAGGAGCCCAGGGGACAGCAGGAGGACUAAGCUACCUGCCAUCCUUUCUGUGACCUGAGGGGGGCACUGCUAAUUGAACUAACAGUGCAGGGGCGGGACUGCUGUGUUCAGACACUUCUGAGAAUGACAGAGGGGAUAAUCAGAUACACGCAUCAAGUCAAUUGAAUUUUACAAAUAUUGCAUGUUUCUUGUAAAAGCAAAUUUAUUACCUCAAAAAUCUAGCAUUUGCCUAGUGGUUAUAAAGCUUUUAGCAGCACUGAAGUUAGCAGGGGGAAUCAAAUAAUACACCACGAAAUCUGUGCUGUUUUGUGGAAACCUACCAAUUAAAAUAUUAGGCUGAAUCAGAAGCAGGUUCCACCUCUACAAAUUCCAUGACAAUGUGAUUAAGACAAUUGUAUUUUCCCUUUGUGAAGUCAAUGUUAACACUGGUUGUAUUUUACAUUGUGCGACCAUGCCAUUCCAGUCUAGGCCCCCUGCUGACAAGGAGGUGACAUCAAGCCUGAAAUGGAAGCUGGGGUCAGCACCCAACAAAGCACAAUGUCCUCAACCAAAUUUAAAAAAAAAACUGCUGGGAUUACAUUUACUAUCAUUUCCACCAACUUCAUGUUAUUCUCACAAUGUUUCUGCACUGUUGUACCAUUAUCCAUAUAUGGCUAUAAUGUCACAAAAGCAAAAUGAGUCAGCUGGAUCAUCACAGGUUGACCUCUGAACUAGAGUGUAGUGUUGUGCCAUGGAAAAAAUAUUAUCAUGUGAUCAGUUCCUUAAUUUUCCCUUCCUGGGCUCAAACAAAAAAAUUACAGGCAUAUAAUAUCUCAGAGCACUAUCUUUUUUUCAACUGACUAAUCAAUUAAGAUGGUAUUUGUUUACUGGGAAUAGCAAGGGCGUAGGAGAGAGUUUGAUAUUGGGGGGACACAACUUGCUAUGAAUUUUAUGUCUGUACACAUAAU